GGAUAUGUCGCCUUUGGGGACAGUUUUGCUGCCGGCAUGGGCACUGGAACAACGACCUCGGAUUCUUGCCGCAUAGGAUCGGCGAAUAUAGGCGACUUGAUCAAUGCCUAUACCGAUGACCCGAAUAUCGACUACCAGCGACGAAUGUGCUCUGGAGACACAACUGUCGGUCUUGACCGCCAGAUCAAGGAAUGGAAAAAUCCAGAGAAAGCCGACGUCGCCACUUUGACGAUAGGAGGUAACGAUCUAGGCUUCAGCGAUAUUGUCUCUCUGUGCGUGCUUUCGUUCACCUGGGAUUACAUUACGAGCUUGACGACCCGUUGCAACAAUGCGAAGAAAAAAGCAAGACAAUUGAUGAGGGACACCAGCGACAAUGGGAUUGGGACCAGACUCGUGGCGGCAUACACGAAGAUUCUGGAAAAGUCGACAAGAAAGGAUUUCCAUCUGUAUGUCUCCGGCUAUCCAAGCGGCUUUUUCAACGCGGAAACGGAAGACUGCGAGAAUGUGACAUUUGAUUGGCAAAGUCCCUCGUACUGCAGUAGCUGGACUUGCACCCGGCCUCACGCCUGGUACCUAUAUCUGUCCAUCAGAAAAGAUCUCAACGAUCUCGUCGUCGAGCUGAACGACGUCAUAUCCGCGGCCAUACAAAAGGUCAAUACCGACAAAGGAGUUGAUCAAGUCCACUUCGUCGAUGUCGGUCCUCUUUUCGAUAACCAUCGCUGGUGCGAAGCCAGCGAUGACCCCAAUUUCCACGAGCCAGACGAAGACCGAGCGAAUACUUGGUACUUCCUCAGUGGAUGGAAGGACAUCCCGUCUCCAGACUGGCCAAUGACAGCUUCCCUUCCGGACAACGAUCAAAUGGAGAUCACCGCCCUGAUCGAGCAAGGCAGUAUACAGCUUCCACCCGCCGACACCUGCGAAGCCAGUCUUGGAACCGAUCCCGACCCCUACGCUCGCUGGCUGUGUAGAGCCUCCGAGGGCGUCGCUGCCGAGCCUCAAGGAGACCUGGCAUCGAAGCUCCGAGAAGCCAACAACGAGAUUGCAGCCAAGAAUUUCACGGGCCAAAGCAUCGGCUGGUUCAGUCCCACAAGACAGAUCAAGACCUUCCACCCUCGCACGCCCGGCAUGAUCGCCUGCCGGGACAGCAUUAUUGCUGCCAUUAACCUCACCCAGUCUGUCGUCACCGCCGACUUGCCUGUAUUCACAUACGAUCCCGAGGAACCCAAAUUUACGUACGCACCCGACCAGCCCAGUUCACCGGCCCCAACCACCACGAACACCGACGGUCUACUCUCGCCGCUCAUGGGACCACCGGGUGGGAAGGUUCUCCCUCCUUCGUAG
Molecule: messenger RNA, 1341 nt
Organism: Zymoseptoria tritici IPO323
Lineage: Eukaryota; Fungi; Ascomycota; Dothideomycetes; Mycosphaerellales; Mycosphaerellaceae
Exons: 2
Biological process (GO): triglyceride catabolic process
Molecular function (GO): triacylglycerol lipase activity
Source: RefSeq, a predicted model, not a curated record